CGACUGACAGUGAAAUCUCCGUCAGAAAAAAGUCAGAAAACGAAGGAAUACAGUUUGAAAUUGAAGAAUCAAUGGCGAACUACUUCGCGUCUCCGAUCGUCGCCGUCACAUGCACGAUCUCAAUUCUUUGUUUAGCCUUAGCGGAAUCUGCAAAUUCACCGUUUAUCGUGGCUCAUAAAAGAGUUUCUCGCACGAAGGUGAAUUCGGAUUUGGAGCGGUUAUCCGUCUCCGUCGACAUUUAUAACGCUGGAUCCAAACCUGCCUAUGAUGUUGCACUCUAUGAUGAUAAUUGGGCUGAAGAGGUUUUCGACACUGUUAUUGGAAAUACAUCCAAGACUUGGGAAAAGCUUGAUGCUGGUUCCCUUGUGUCUCAUUCAUUUGAAUUGGAGUCGAAGGUGAAAACGGUGUACUAUGGGACGCCUGCUUUGAUCACUUACCGUGUUCCCACAAAGUCGAAACUACAGGAAGUGUAUUCAACUCCUAUUCUACCAUUGAGGAUUCUAUCCGAAUCAACUGCUGAGAACAAAUUUCAAAUUGCAAAGAUGCUGUUGGCAAAGUACGGUUCACUAAUUUCAGUGGUGCUUAUCGUCACCAUUUUCGCGAACAUCAUCACAUCUCCAACAAAAGCCAGUGCUGGGAAGAAGAAGCACUGACUUGCCCACAUUAUCUUCUGACUUUUUCGAAGGCACAGAAUCUUUAGAUCGGUUAUACAUUUAAGAGGUAUAGGGGUGGCCACAUUGAGUUAGGGGUGAUAUUUAUAUACAAGGAAAUCUUAACAUUUAUGAAUUUUCACCGGCAAUAUUGAUCAUUUGGUAAGACUAGAGUAUUUCUUUGGUGUUGUGUUAUAUGCAUGAAACUGAAUCUUAUUUACUUUCUCCCUCA
Salvia splendens (bonfire salvia) is the source of this 882-nucleotide messenger RNA. RefSeq names its product translocon-associated protein subunit beta. Bases 72 to 653 code for a protein of 193 amino acids. The record is from RefSeq and is a predicted model, not a curated record. The transcript is spliced from 6 exons. Gene Ontology annotation, cellular component: endoplasmic reticulum. NCBI's taxonomy places the organism in Eukaryota, Viridiplantae, Streptophyta, Magnoliopsida, Lamiales, Lamiaceae.